Molecule: messenger RNA, 1097 nt
Organism: Sinocyclocheilus anshuiensis
Lineage: Eukaryota; Metazoa; Chordata; Actinopteri; Cypriniformes; Cyprinidae
Gene: sfxn4
Product: sideroflexin 4
Exons: 14
Coding region: 130-1077 (315 amino acids)
Biological process (GO): mitochondrial transmembrane transport; monoatomic ion transport
Cellular component (GO): mitochondrial inner membrane
Molecular function (GO): monoatomic ion transmembrane transporter activity
Source: RefSeq, a predicted model, not a curated record
UGUAAUUGGAUAACGUCUGAGCACGUGACAUGCGGAAGCGUCGCGGCUCGAGCAUGUCUCAUCGGCGUGACCUACACAAGUUAAUCUUUUUGUAACAGAAAAUUAGAAAUUGAUUGUUGAAAAGCUAAAAUGGACCCCAACUUACAGUUCUGGCAAAGCAAUGGGCAGUCUUUUCUAAGCAGACUGCGUCUCUGGUUCAAAUUCCUCGACCCCAGUUCUGUGUUGUCAUCACAGGCUGAAAUUGAGCAGGCCCGGACACUUCUUCAGAAUGAGGGACAUACACAAAGAAAUGAACAAGUUGCUAAUGCCUGGUUACUGUCUCUUUCAUCUGUCCAUCCUGAUACUGGAGCUGUAAUCUCACCAGUGUUUCGUUCUCAAGUUUUUCUACCUAUAUCUGCUCCCUUGGUUGUUGCAAGUUUAAUACCCCACAAAGGCAUUAAACCUGCGUUGUUCUGGCAAUUUUUGCUUCAGGCAUACUGUGCAGGAUUCAACCAUGCUAACAGAAAUGCAACAGCAACUAAGGAUAACAAAACGUCAAUGAAGCAGUCCAUUCUUAUUGUUGGAACAGUUGCCUACUCAGCAUUUGCAGGGGCUCUUCCUCAGAUUAUACUUAAGCGUUUUAGACUCAUCGGUGCUGUGGCUGAGACCUUCUCUAGAUCAUUGUUACCUAUUCCUCUCUCAGCCUGUCUAGCUGCGUUCAGUGUAAUGGUGGUGAGAAGUGAAGAGGCCGAUAAUGGAAUACGAGUGUUUGAUUCUAAGGGCAAUGCGGUCGGAGUCUCGAAGGCAGCUGGUUCUAAGGCCAUAAAAGAAACAGCCCUCUCAAGAGCUACUCUCUUUGGCACCACUGCAGCUUUUCCCACUUUACUGUUGGCUCUCCUUAAAAGGGCAAAGUUUGUUCAGAGGAACCCAAUGAUAAUCGCUCCUGUUCGGCAUGUCAGUACUGCCAUUAUUUUUGGCCUGAUGAUUCCUGUAUCCUUCAGUCUUUUUCCACAGUUUGGCAAGAUAAAGAAGGAGAAUUUAGAGGAAUUUCAGUCACUUGACGGUCACAGUGAACUGUUUUACCACAGAGGACUGUAAUGUUGCCAUUGCCAGCUUUC